CAUAAUGCCACUUAUAGUACUAGAAUUUGAGUCAUUGUGCUUCACAUUAUAACAUGGCCUCUCUUUGUAAUGGAACGACGUUAUGGGACACAAACCUGACCUGGUACAACACAUGGCCUCAGUUCACAGAAUGCUUCCAGUCCACGGUGUUGGUGUGGGUGCCAUGUGGGUGGCUGUGGCUGACGUCACCGUUCUAUCUCUACUACCUCCUGAACGUCACACCGACGCCACUUUCAUCAAGAUAUAAAUUUAUAGCAAAGAUGAUCCUUUGCUCUUGUCUUGUCAUUCUCUCCACAACCCGGCUUAUCGUUGCUGAUGAGGACGUCAACUUCAACACUUUUAAAGCCUUCACCAUCGCACCUGCUGUCCAUACAGUGACUUUUCUGUUUGCUAUACUGCUGCUGCUCCUGGAGAGGAAGAAAGGCCUCAUCACUUCCGGGGUAAUGUUCACCUUCUGGCUGCUGCUCACACUGACUGGCAUCGUCCCCUUCUACUCCAUCAUCAUUCAAGAGCAGGAUAAAAGUGUCUACACAGUAACAUUCUACAUAUAUCAUGGGCUGGUAGUAUCAGAACUGUUCAUCAGCUGUUUUGCAGAAACGCCUUCAGAUUCUUCAAGCCAGGACACGAAACCAUGCACUGAACUACAUUCGUCCUUCCUCUCAAGAAUUACGUUCUGGUGGAUGAACAGGUUAUUGCUCAAGGGCUACCGAAAGUCGUUGACAGAAGCAGACGUCGAUGAUAUUCAUCCAGCUUUAUCGUCUGCCCGCAACACGCCUGGCUUUCUGUCACGGUGGAGCAAACAGACUAGUAAGCCAAGAAGAAGCAAUGAGGGAGACAAGAGAGUGUAUUAUUCAAAAAGACUUAAUGACUCUCUCAGUUUGGAUGCUAGUGAUGAAACAUCCCCUUUGUUGGGAAGUAAAAAUCAACAGAGAAAACAGACGAAGGAGACAGCUUGUGGAAAAGAAAUCUCCCUGGCCAUGACCUUGUGGAAAACGUUCUGGUUCGACUUGAUACAGUUUCAAGUAUGGGUACUUGUGAGCGACUUGCUUAGAUUUGCAAGUCCUUUGAUACUCGGUCUUCUCGUAACCUUCACCACAGACAAGACUAUACCCCUGUGGAAAGGCUACCUUUUGUGCAUUGUCCUCUGUGUAUCCACGUUAACCCAGACAGUCUUUUCUCACGCCAACUGGCACCAAGGGAGAAAGGUGGCACUGCGGAUGGCUGCUGUCAUCAUAUCUGCAAUUUACAGAAAGUCUUUGAGGAUGAGCAACAAGGCCAAGAAAGAGUCGACAACAGGUGGAAUUGUGAACCUGAUGUCUGUGGACGUGGAGCAUAUACGAACCUUUACGAUCUGGAUCUGGGCAGUCUGGGCUAUCCCUAUGAAUGUCGCCAUUGCCCUGUACCUCCUGUACCAGUCUCUGGGAGCCUCCAUGUUCGCUGGGAUGGCGGUGUUAUUUGUGCUGUUGCCCGUCAACACUGUCGCUGUGUUCAUGUUGAGGAAGUAUCAGGCUGAACUGAUGAAGCACAAGGACAAGAGGAUGAAGAUCAUGAAUGAAGUCCUCAACGGAAUCAAGAUACUGAAACUGUAUGCCUGGGAGCCGUCCUUCCAAGAGAAAAUCCUGGCGGUUCGGAAUGAGGAGAUACAGAUUUUGUUGAAGAUGUCUUUCCUGAAGAGUUUUAAUACCUUCACCUGGACUCUCGUUCCUUAUCUUGUGUCUCUUACAACAUUCACGACAUACAUCUUCACUUCUGAAGACCACUACCUCCGGCCUGAGGUCGUCUUCCCGGCCAUUUCACUCUUCAGCAUAAUCAAACUUGCUGUCACGAGAACACCCUCUAUCAUCGCAUACUUAGUUCAGGCUACAGUAUCACUGAAGAGAAUUAACACGUACCUCAACACAGAAGACUUGUCUGAUACCCAAAUCUUAUGGAAUGCCACACAACGUCAUGCACUGACGAUUACAGACGGAUGUUUCCAGUGGAGUUCUGAACUAGGACCAGCUCUUACUAACGUCAAUUUGGCUGUUGUCGAGGGACAACUUUUGGCCAUUGUAGGUCAAGUCGGAUCAGGGAAAUCCUCACUUAUAUCUGCCAUCUUGGGGGAAAUGGACAAGCUCAACGGUCAUGUCAGUGUGAAGAGUCACAUGGCUUACGUGCCCCAAGUUGCGUGGAUCCAGAACGACACCUUGCAGAACAACAUCCUCUUCGGGAAGCCCAUGGACAGACAUUGGUACGACAAAGUGGUAGAGUGCUGCGCUCUGAAUCCAGAUCUGGAGAUGUUACCAGCUGGUGAUAUGACAGAGAUUGGGGAGAGAGGCAUCAACUUGAGUGGAGGACAGAAGCAGAGAGUGUCUCUAGCCAGAGCUGUCUACAACGAUGCUGACAUCUAUCUGCUGGAUGACCCACUCAGUGCUGUCGACAGUCAUGUGGGGAAACACAUCUUUGACAAGGUUAUCAGUAGCGAAGGGUUGCUCGCUGGCAAGACCCGGGUUUUGGUCACUCACGGCAUCCACUGGCUCCCAGAGAUGGACUCUAUCCUCGUGAUGACCAGUGGUCAGAUAUCAGAGAAGGGGACGUAUGAGGAGCUUCUCAAGUCUAACGGGCCAUUUGCCCUGUUUCUACAGACCUAUUUCUUGGAGAGUAAUGAUUCUGAAACUGAACUGAGCGAAAUAAGGAUGCAUGGUCUUCAACACUUAGAAUCAGUUAAAUCAAGUGGGGAGAUGGAUACAGACAAUCUCACUGUCCUGAGUAAACCCCGGAGCAAAGAGGCCAGACAGUCACAACCAGUCAAGGAAGAACAAAGGGUGAAGGAAAAGAGAAAACUGAUUAAGGAAGAGGUGGUGGAGGCUGGCAAGGUUACAAAGGAAGUGUUUCUAACCUACGCCAGGGCUAUAGGACUAUUGCCGAUGCUGGUCGCAUUGGUUAUGUACGCAUUAUUUCAAGCAACCUCCGUAACGUCAACUACAUGGCUCAGCAAAUGGACUGAUGACAGCUCCCUAAAAAUUCUUCCGUCCAACAGCUCACUCCGAAUGGAGAAAAACGAAUACUACAUGGGAAUAUAUGGUGUUUUAGGUCUAGUUCAAACUUCUUUCAUCAUGGUGUUUUCCUUUCUGUGGAAUUUAAGGACAGUAAAAGCAUCUCGUAUUCUCCAUUCAAACAUGCUGGGGAAUGUUUUGAAGGCACCGAUGUCCUUCUUUGACACAACACCAACCGGAAGAAUUGUCAAUCGGUUCUCUCAGGACAUGGAUACCAUCGACAUCAGGAUGCCGACUGCGGUGGAGUAUUCCUUCAACACAAUGUUCCAAGUCCUCAGCAGCAUCAUCAUUAUUUCGUACACUACGCCUAUAUUUCUCGUCGUGGUCAUUCCCCUGAUCAUACUUUACUUCCUUGUACAGCGGUUCUUCGUGACUACCUCUCGCCAACUGAAGAGAUUAGAAGCCAAGACUCGCUCCCCGAUAUACAGCCAUUUUGGGGAGACGUUAUCAGGAGCCAGUGUUAUCAGAUCGUUCCAAGCUCAGUCGAGGUUCAUCAAGGAAUCAGAAGACAGAGUGGACGCAAACCAGAGGUUCUCCUUUUACUCAUUUUGUGCUCUCAGAUGGCAAGGUGUCCGUCUGGAGAUUAUUGGAAAUAUCAUCGUCCUGGCCGCCUCCCUGUUUGCCGUCAUAUCACGUGACACUCUGUCAGGAGGUCUUGUGGGCUUGUCGAUCUCAUAUGCUAUUGAGAUAACCGCAAACCUCAACUGGAUGGUGCAACUGGUUUCAGAAGUAGAGACUCAGAUCGUUACGGUGGAGAGGGUCAAACAGUAUACAGAAAUACAUUCAGAGCCAGCAUGGGACAUACCCGAGAGACGUCCAAAUCACGACUGGCCAGACUCAGGAAUGGUGACGUUCCUCGACUACUCAACUCGGUAUAGAGAAGGCCUUGAUCUUGUUCUCAAGGGAAUCACGUGCACUGUGCAUUCUAGGGAAAAGGUGGGCAUCGUAGGCAGGACGGGAGCGGGGAAGUCCUCUCUGACUCUGUCCCUGUUCCGGUUGAUAGAGGCUGCAGGAGGGGAGAUCAACAUAGAUGGCGUUGACGUCAGUACACUCGGGCUGCAUGAUCUCAGGAGCAAACUUACCAUACUACCUCAGGAUCCUGUAUUAUUUGCUGGAAAUCUGCGAGGAAAUGUUGACCCCUUCAACCAGUAUUCAGACAAUCAGAUCUGGCAGGCACUAGAACAUGCUCAUCUCAAGACGUUUGUGGAGACUCUUCCUAACGGACUGGAACACGAGUGUAGCGAAGGAGGGGAAAACAUGAGCGUAGGUCAGCGACAGCUCUUGUGUCUGGCCAGAGCUCUUCUGAAGAAGACCAGGAUCCUGGUACUGGACGAGGCUACAGCUGCCGUUGACAUGGAAACAGAUGACCUGAUCCAGCAGACCAUCAGGUCAGAGUUCAAGGACUGCACUGUGCUAACUAUCGCCCACAGACUCAACACCGUAAUGGACUCUGACAGGAUCCUUGUCCUUGACAACGGAUGUGUGUGUGAGUUUGACACACCCUCCUCCCUGCUGCAACAGCCUGAUAGCAUCUUCUACAACAUGGCCAAAGCUGCAGGGUUGACAUAAUACAUAUCAUUUGGGUUUAAUAUAUUGUAUAUUGAUUAUUUAACUACAAAAUAAACAUCA
Messenger RNA from Haliotis rufescens (red abalone), 4664 nucleotides. Its product is annotated as multidrug resistance-associated protein 1-like. Gene Ontology annotation, biological process: transmembrane transport. The transcript is spliced from 30 exons. NCBI's taxonomy places the organism in Eukaryota, Metazoa, Mollusca, Gastropoda, Lepetellida, Haliotidae. Gene Ontology annotation, cellular component: membrane. Gene Ontology annotation, molecular function: ATP hydrolysis activity; ATP binding; ABC-type transporter activity. Bases 54 to 4604 code for a protein of 1516 amino acids. The record is from RefSeq and is a predicted model, not a curated record.